Molecule: messenger RNA, 2005 nt
Organism: Ectocarpus sp. CCAP 1310/34
Lineage: Eukaryota; Phaeophyceae; Ectocarpales; Ectocarpaceae
Source: the annotation of a GenBank genome assembly
GGCACAGGACACACUGAACUGUGAAGCGGAGCGAGAGAGGAAAAUAUGGUCUUUGCUGGACAGGACGCGUGGCGAAAGCACCCGAUGCUGACGGGCUGCUACAAGCGACCUUUCCCCGGCCUUGGUAUUGCAUUGGGCCUCUUUGCGGGCUACUGCGUACUGGAUGGGACAAUCAAGUUUGCAACAGCUCCCACCAAAGAUUUAUACGGCCCGGAAGCGUUCAAGUUCGAGGCUCAGGUCGAAGACGACGAAUAGUGGAGCGUGUUAAGUGUACUACAACAACCGAGGGCCCGCGGUAGCAUGGCGCUAUCUAUCGAGGGAAAUACCGAGGAGGGUUUUCUCCGUGCCCAACCCUACUGAGCGGGGCGUUUGAUUUUGUGAGGGUGGCCCGGCCGCCGUUGUUUGGGAUCAUUGUUUUGCUUUUUCUAUCGGUUCUUGUUGCGUGUUUCCCAGCUGUAGACCACGGGGUUGACGGUGGGACGAGGACGGCAAGCAUUUUCGGUUGUAUCUAUCGCGGCCAGAUAUUCGACACUUUUCAACCGGUUGCAGCGUAGCGGUAGUCGUUCAAAAUCGCCGCCGAAGCGAGUGGGAGAUGUCUGCAGGAGUUGUCAUGUUCCCGAUAAGCAUCGAACUCGAUGAUACACACCACUGGGCAUGAUUGUUCGGGGUUGCUCGCGGGGAGAAUAUGGUCGAUCGAUGUACACGGCCGAACAGCCCAAUCAACGAGUAUGAACUUCGGAUGGAUGGGCAUCGAAGCUGUAUCUGCCCAACUGCUCGAAGAGUGUAUGAACUCUGGAUGGAUGGACAUCGAGGUUGCAUCGUGCCAUGGAUCGGUUACCCGUUAGUGUUUCGUGACUAGACCAUCAGCGACAUGAACGGACGCGUGUAUAUUCCGUUCCUUGCCGAAGGGACAAUACCCCCUGUCGACGUAAAGUCAUGGGUGUGUCUUGUCUCGACUACUGCGCGAAAAUGAGGCAGAUACAGCACGUCUAAAGAGCGAAAUGACACAACGGUGCCAACAAAGAGCCUCGAGCACAGCCGUGCGCACCCCAACAAUUCUAAAGUUUCCACUGUUUGCGUUCAAAGACCUGUAGGCAAAGGCUCGAAACGAGUUUUCAACUCGCAACGCUCCAUCCCGGUGACGAGCAGCUGACGAUCUGGUUACGGCUGUUUUUUGGCCGGCCUUAGAAAAUCGAAGCGCGGGUGCACCGCUUUUGGAAACCCUAACAAUCCUACACUAGAGCGUCGAAGUUGUUUAUCCCAAUCCCCCGAAGCGUAUGGAACCACACAACACAUUCCGCACAGAAAAGGGGCGUUGAAACACGCCUGCUGUACCCGCCCGUAUGCAUAUGACGCACUACGCACCCGGCAAGAAACACUGAAAAUACCCCCGUGCAUGAAAAAAAAAACUGACUUAAUCGUUAGUAACCGUCUCGGGGAUUGCUCUAGGUUCGUUCUCAAGAAACGGAUUGACAAGCUCAUUCACACUCACCCUUGAAACUCGAUCAAGCCGACUCAUUUGGCGCCUACCAGAGCGCUACUCCGGCCCCAACACUAUUUGAAGACGAUAAUCAAUCUUGAAAGUGACAACGACAGACACAACAGCAAACACAAACAGGAAGAGUGCAAAACAGCUUCGCCAUGGCGGCACCCAAAAAAAUACUUGAAAAAAAAUACCCCGAUAAUUCCUCAAGAGAGAAAAGAAACUUACCUCACGCUCUGCUUCUCUCUGCCGCACGACCAACCCCCCCAUUCUGGUGAAUGACUACAUCCAACGUCUUGCGUUAAACAUGUCGCUAAGGAACAUUGUCAACCAAAGUGUCAACCCCGCCGACUUGACUCGCAACAUUUCUGGGUCUCGUGACACAAUCGUGUCGCUCCCCAUCAACACCCAACUCAAACCUCAAACUCUGUCCCACAAUAAUCCAACAAAAACAAGCACGGCGCGCUCUCGCAAACACCAUUGCAGAACCCUGACCAGUACCCCUGCGCGCAUGCAUCCCCC